Messenger RNA from Clavispora lusitaniae ATCC 42720, 462 nucleotides. Lineage: Eukaryota; Fungi; Ascomycota; Pichiomycetes; Serinales; Metschnikowiaceae. The record is from RefSeq and is a predicted model, not a curated record.
AUGGGGUACUCAUUUCGAUCGUACCAUCAAGGUACCACUUGGGAUGGAGGUGGUGUAAUUUCUUGCAUAUGGCCCGUUUCUGGUGUGUUCUUGGGGUCUAUGGCCUGCGUGCAAGCUCGAGGCCUGUGUGUGGAGCAGUUUCGAAAGUCUGGGGGGCUCCAUGCCGUCGCAAGACGCAGCGCCGCCUAUCUCCACAGUUUGCUCUCCUCUGCCAGAGCCUGGAACCGUCUGGAAAAGCCUGUCUCCCGGAGCUUCUUUCGCUACUGUUUCCACCACGUCAAGACACGGCAAUGUGGGCCGAUUGCAGGACGGAUCAGGUUGGGCCAGUUUGUUUCCUUGGCCCCCCGGAUUUGUCUCAGGGCUACUUGGCUACAUCCACAUCUCCGCCACAUUCACAGCGGCACGACUGGCGGCCGUACAAACGCUUUUUCGUGUGCUACAAGAUUGCUGAUUAAUGUCUGA